GUUGUCUUCUCCACCGUCUCCGGUCACCUCCACCGUCCCCAUAGCCGGUCGCCUCCACCGUCUCCGUCUCCUCCGUCGCCGGUUGUCGCCUCCACCAUCUCUGCAUCUCUCUAUCUUCUGUCUCACAACAAUCAGGGAUAGCUUGAUACACCUGACCUGAGGUUUGCUUGAUUCCCUAUGGCGUUUGUACAUUUUAAUGGGCUUCGGUCUCUGCAAAUUUCUUCACGAGGAUGCAUCUUCAACCCUGGUAGCGGGCACACACGAAGCGAUAUAUCCAACAAUAGAUGUUCUGCUGUCAAGGCUUGCAUCAAGCAACCUGAUCAAAAAGUUCAUCUUGAAUCUAAGUUAAAUUCGGUAUUGGACAGUGUGAAAUGGGACGAGAAGGGUUUGGCUGUGGCUAUAGCACAAAAUGUCGACUCAGGAGCAAUCUUAAUGCAAGGAUUUGCCAACCGGGAAGCACUUGCGACCACAAUUGCUUCCAAGAAAGCAACUUUUUAUAGCAGAUCAAGAUCAACAUUGUGGAUAAAAGGAGAGACCUCCCUUAAUUUCAUCAAUGUUCAUGACAUCUUUCUUGACUGUGAUCGUGAUUCUAUCAUAUACCUUGGAAAGCCGGAUGGUCCAACUUGUCACACUGGAGCGGAAACUUGCUAUUACACAUCCAUUUUCGAUUCUCUAAAUAAACCACAGGCUGAAGAAAAUAAUCUGGCAUUGACGACAUUGUAUUCACUGGAAUCCACACUUUCCCGAAGAAAGGAAGAACUGUUGGCACCUCAACAAGGCAAACCAUCAUGGACAAAACGCUUAUUGCUUGAUGAGAAGUUACUGUGCUCAAAGAUCCGCGAAGAAGCCGACGAAUUUUGCAGAACACUGGAAGAGAAUGAGGACGAAUCACGAACUUUAUCUGAGAUGGCAGACGUGCUGUAUCACGAGCUCGUCUUAUUGAUCCACAGAGGUUUAAAAUUCGAAGAUGUUCUCGAGGUUCUUAGAUGCAGAUUUGCUCAAUCGGGAAUCGAUGAAAAGAAUAGCCGCAAACCGAAAACCGUAAAAUGAUUACUGCAUUUUUCAUAACUUCAAUGAACAAGAACAUGGGCAUCUGCAAAGUUGUUUUCAUCGAAUAUUUGGAAUAGUCUAUAGGAACCCAUGUAUUUUUUUUUUUUGGAAGGGUGUAACAGGCUAUGCCUGUACUAAUCCCAGCAAAUUAUAACGGCAAGAAAUCAGUCAUGAUAAACUUAGUAGCCACAAUUGUUGUGCAUGUCUGGAAUAGAACCCUCUGGACAAAUGGGAUAUUUCACCAUAUCUUUCAUAGCCUCAACCGCUACGUCACAA
Molecule: messenger RNA, 1326 nt
Organism: Cynara cardunculus var. scolymus (artichoke)
Lineage: Eukaryota; Viridiplantae; Streptophyta; Magnoliopsida; Asterales; Asteraceae
Product: histidine biosynthesis bifunctional protein hisIE, chloroplastic
Exons: 6
Coding region: 178-1050 (290 amino acids)
Biological process (GO): L-histidine biosynthetic process
Molecular function (GO): phosphoribosyl-ATP diphosphatase activity; phosphoribosyl-AMP cyclohydrolase activity
Source: RefSeq, a predicted model, not a curated record